Messenger RNA from Nothobranchius furzeri (turquoise killifish), 3356 nucleotides. RefSeq names its product ATP-binding cassette, sub-family D (ALD), member 4 (gene abcd4). NCBI's taxonomy places the organism in Eukaryota, Metazoa, Chordata, Actinopteri, Cyprinodontiformes, Nothobranchiidae. The record is from RefSeq and is a predicted model, not a curated record. Gene Ontology annotation, biological process: fatty acid beta-oxidation; peroxisome organization; long-chain fatty acid import into peroxisome. Gene Ontology annotation, cellular component: peroxisomal membrane. Gene Ontology annotation, molecular function: ATP hydrolysis activity; ATP binding; long-chain fatty acid transmembrane transporter activity.
GCAGUUUGACAGCUCCGGACCAAAACGUCACUUUUGAAGGCGCACACGGUUGAAGCAGAAGCGCAGAAAUCAACUAUUACGCAUUUAAAACUAACCACGAAGCUCUGAAACAGCAGCAAGUGGUAGAAACUGAAUUUACAUUUGACGAAAUUCGUACCUGUACUAGCUAAGUACUAUCAUCGCUCGUGGGUGUUCUGAAUCGAUUUGUUUUCAUUAUAAUUCAUGCGCUAGCUACCUUGACGGUUUUGCCACGUUGUGAUUUUACAUAAAAUCCAGAUAAUUUAUGUAAAUCUUUAGUUUUGAGGGGUUGAGAUAUCAGCCCCCGUGUGUUGUAGCAGAUGUCUCGGUCGGAGAAGUCAAAAGGAAGAAGGACAAAAAGGCCAAAAUUAGACUGGAGGUUUGUUCAGAGGUUCUGUGGCAUCCAGAAGGUCCUGUUCCCAUCAUGGAGCAGCCAGAGUGUCCUGAUGUUUGGGACUCUACUUGGUGUGACUCUGACGGAGCAGCUGAUCAUUUACCAAGUGGGCAUCCUCCCCAGUCAUUUCUACAACGUGCUGGCAGACAAAGAUGACUCUGGCUUCAGGAGUCUGGUGGGAACAGCUGUCGUGCUGAUUUUACUCAACUCAACACUGAAAAGUCUGGACCAGUACAUUUGUAAUCAGAUGUAUGUCAGCUGGAGGAGAACACUGACGGAGAGCCUCCACUUGUCCUACUUCCAGGGCCGAGUUUAUUACAUACUCAACGUGCUCCGAGAGGACAUCGAUAACCCAGACCAGCGGAUCAGUCAGGAUGUAGAGCGGUUGUGUAAGCAGAUGAGCACCAUGGCUAGUCGCCUGAUCAUCUCACCAUUCACCAUUUCUUACUACACCUACCAGUGCUUUCACAGCACUGGCUGGAUCGGUCCUGUGAGUAUUUUUGGGUACUUUGUUGUUGGAACUAUCGCCAAUAAAAUCCUCAUGGGUCCGAUUGUGUCGACCCUGUUUGAGCAGGAAAAACUGGAGGGGGACUUCAGAUUUAAGCACAUGCAAGUCCGUGUCAAUGCAGAGUCUGCAGCUUUCUACAGAGCUGGAAUAGUGGAACACAUGAGAACGGACCGAAGACUUCAGGCACUGCUUCAAACUCAGAAGAGUCUCAUCAACAAAGAGCUGUGGCUUUAUAUUGGGGUGAACACCUUUGAUUACCUCGGAGGUUUCCUCAGCUACAUCAUAAUCGCCAUUCCUAUCUUCACCGGUAUUUAUGACGGUCUCACUGCUGGUGAACUUAGUGCACUGAUCAGUAAGAACGCCUUUGUGUGCAUCUACUUGAUAAAUGGCUUCACACAGCUAAUAGACCUGUCAACUACUCUGUCAGACGUGGCUGGAUACACCCACAGGAUUGGAGAGCUGAUGGAGGUGAUGGAUGACAUCCUACGGAUGCAGUGCGACUACGACCCCGCAUCAGGGGAGAGCUACGACUUUGACAGUGACUUUAAUGUCCACGCGGGCCCUGUCGACACGGCCUUCAUUCUGGACCAUUUGUCCUACAAGUCUCCGUUCUCGGACCAGCUGCUAGUGGAAGACCUGAGCCUAAAAAUCAGUCAGGGCACUCACCUGCUGGUGGUGGGGAACACGGGCACUGGAAAAACAUCACUACUGCGGGUCCUCAACCGCCUCUGGGAAGCACAGAGCGGUUUCAUACAGAUGACCACGUGCUUCGGGCCCAGAGGAACCCUCUUCCUGCCGCAGAAACCCUACAUGACCGACGGGACUCUACGCGAACAGGUUAUCUACCCACUGAAGGAUAUUUACCCUGCAUCAGGGUCAGUGGAUGAUGACAGGAUUAUACGGUUCCUGGAACUUGCUGGAGUGUCCAGCCUCCUGAAGCGGACCGGUGGGCUGGAUGAGAAGGUGGACUGGAACUGGUACGACGUUCUGUCUCCAGGUGAAAUGCAGCGUCUCUCCUUUGCACGACUCUUCUACCUGCAGCCAAAAUAUGCCAUUUUAGACGAAGCCACCAGUGCUUUGACUGAGGAAGUGGAGGCACAGCUGUACCGGACGUGUAAACAGCUGGGCAUGACUUUGGUCAGUCUGGGACACCGUAGCAGCCUGGAAAAGUACCACGAUGUUCAGCUGAAGCUGUGUGGAGGUGGCCGAUGGGAGUUAAUCAAGUUAAAAGGAGCCGGUGGGACCCUCAGUAUCAGAGAAGAACCGACGUGAUCACACCGAUGCAAGGAAACGUCAGCGUGGGAAACGAGAGCAGAAACACUCUUAGUUUGUAUCGCUCCAGUGCUCCCAGUCACGGUGCCAUCAGUCCAGUUUGGCAGCCUCAGGGAAAAAUGCACCUUCAAUUUUUAUGUUCUGACUAAACUGUUAAUUGGUAAAGUGGAAAUUUAAUUAUUUUUAACUAUUAAACUAACCUCCCCCCCAAAAAGGACAAAAAACCAGCAAACUGUACUUUUAAAAAGUCCUUUAUUUUGAAAUUUUCUUUUUUGCACAGUGUGGUGUUAUUGCAGCUGUUUGAGCAAAUUCUGAUAAAAAAAAAUGCAAUGAUCUAAUGGGAAAUACAACUUUAAAGUGUUUUACAGUCUAACGAGCUGAUUACUUCAUUUCAUAAAACAAUCAUAAAUAUGAUAAAAUCUAUGUUUGGUCAUCCAAAUCUCCUUUUAAGGCACAAAUUAGAUUUAUAUUUUAAACUGGAAUGUUUUUACCCACGUUUGUUCCCAAACUCAUCUUUUACUCAGGAGCUUUUCGUGUCCUUCAAGAAUCUCCUGAACGGCAGCGGGAUCAUCCAGAGUGCUGAGGUCUCCCAAACCUUCCAGGUCGCACUCCACAACUUUCCUCAGCACCCUGCGCAUGAUCUUCCCCGAGCGCGUCUUCGGAAGGCGUUUCACAAUCUGCGGCACAAAUCAAGUUACUGAGCGAAGUCGGUUUUAAAUUCUCGUUAAUAAUCGGAACGCUGAUACCUGAAUGAAGUCCGGAGACGCGUACUUGGCGAUUUUUUCAGACACAAUGUUGCUGAGCUGUUUGACCAAAUCUGCCUCCUGAACCUCCACGCCCUUUUUGAGCACCACGAAGGCAUACACACCUGAUAAAUGAAGAGGCCUGUUGACUGUGUUUGUACACUGAAAAAACAAACAUGUUUACUAUAAAAGAAGAGCGUUAUUUACCUUGUCCUUUGAUGUUAUGAGAGUAUCCGAUGACGGCGGACUCAGCCACCAAAGAACACUGAUUCUGUCAAAGACGUCACAAUCAAAGUGUCGAGCAUGUUUUAUGGGUUACGGUGAAGCCAUUAGUGAAAAUUUGGUUAAAUGAUAACAAAUUUAAAUACUGAAUGAAAUUUAAGCUGUAAAUUGUUGAUUUUGAAAUAAAUGAUUAACCGUG